AUGAAGUUCUCUCUCCCAGCCGUGGUCUUUGGCCUCUCCCUGCUCGGUGCUGGCGAUGCCGCCAAAAUCGAGGUCAGGACCACAACUGGACCCGGCCUCAUCCCCGUUUCCUCAACCGCCUACAUUGGCGAUGAUGGCAUCACCUACCCUUUGGGUGGCGGCUUCUCCGAUGGUUGCAGAAAGACUAGCUACAAUUGGAUCAAGGAGAUUUGUAUCGAUGACAAGAAGGCCAGAGCGCACAUUAUCUAUUCCGGCGGCACCAAGAAGUGCUUCAAGCGAACCCGCUCAGCUUCUCACCUUUGCGGUGGUGGUGAAGGCUGCCACAAUGGCGUUUGCAACAGGUGCUGGGAGUACGAUUACACCGUGGUCAAGUGCACCUGGUGA
Fusarium keratoplasticum is the source of this 384-nucleotide messenger RNA. RefSeq lists its product as uncharacterized. The transcript has a single exon. Lineage: Eukaryota; Fungi; Ascomycota; Sordariomycetes; Hypocreales; Nectriaceae. The record is from RefSeq and is a predicted model, not a curated record. The coding region runs from base 1 to 384 and encodes 127 amino acids.